AUUGACGUUACUUGUUUUUGUGAUCGUUUCCUCGCCACCUCUCCUAUUAAAUUCUUCAACAAAUUGCUUCUGUAGCUCCCGAUUCACCUGCCUUGCAUAGAUCGUCGUCCACCCUCAACCAGAUUGGUGCACAAUGGCCGCAGACGACGAGAAGCAAGCACGGGAGGUGGAGGAGACAACCGGAUCGGAAGCUCCUGCGGAAGGAGCUGAUGAGCCUACCAAGGCUGGCGAGGAGGAGGACACAGGUGCUCAAAUCGCGCCUAUCGUAACAUUACAGGAAGUUGCUGUUAGCACUGGCGAAGAGGAUGAAGACGUGCUGAUUGAUAUGAAAGCUAAGCUUUACCGAUUUGACAAGGAAGGAACCCAGUGGAAAGAGCGGGGCGUUGGCCAAGUUAAGAUAUUAGAGCAUAAGACUACCAGAAAGGUCCGAUUGCUCAUGCGACAAAAUCGGACCCUGAAGAUCUGUGCUAAUCACAUGGUUACGGCAGCUACUCAACUGCAAGAGCACGCUGGUAGUGAUAAGUCAUGGAUAUGGCAUGCGCGAGACUAUUCAGACGGCGAGUUAAAGGAGGAGCUUUUCUGCAUGCGAUUUGGCAGUGUUGAAAGCGCCCAAAAGUUUAAAGAUGUUUAUGAGGCUGCCCAGGAGAAGGUGUCUAGCAAGACAGAGGAGAAGGACGAGGAGGCUGAUGCGACUGCAGACCUUUUACAAAAUUUGAAAGUGGAACCAAAAACUGAUAAGGUCGAUGUUCCUGAGGAAACGAAUACUGGAACCAAAGCAGCGUAGAUUGGACAGUAUGGGUGUGAUCAACAUGUGCUUGGGUCGUUGGAAGGUAGUUAUACGUGGCACUAAACUGGUUUCGAGUGUUGAUGUUUUUAAACCCUCGUCCAGGGUCGGAAUUUGGAAUGCUUCUCCUGAAGUGAAAAAAGUUAAUCGUGUAAACCUUUAUUAGUGUUAAUAAGUACGCCAGUUGCUUUUGAAAACCUGUUCUACUUUUAGCAGCAUGCAUCGCCCUUCUUGUGUAAGUAGGGGAAAUAUGUUUCACAAUUCCUGGAACGUGAUUCGCCUGCAUUGAUGUAUCAUCUUUUAUUGA
Physcomitrium patens is the source of this 1091-nucleotide messenger RNA. Its product is annotated as ran-binding protein 1 homolog c. Lineage: Eukaryota; Viridiplantae; Streptophyta; Bryopsida; Funariales; Funariaceae. Gene Ontology annotation, cellular component: nuclear pore; cytoplasm. The record is from RefSeq and is a predicted model, not a curated record. Gene Ontology annotation, molecular function: GTPase activator activity. Gene Ontology annotation, biological process: nucleocytoplasmic transport.